Messenger RNA from Physcomitrium patens, 2309 nucleotides. Its product is annotated as histidine--tRNA ligase, chloroplastic/mitochondrial. Gene Ontology annotation, biological process: histidyl-tRNA aminoacylation. The record is from RefSeq and is a predicted model, not a curated record. Gene Ontology annotation, cellular component: cytoplasm. Gene Ontology annotation, molecular function: histidine-tRNA ligase activity; ATP binding. Lineage: Eukaryota; Viridiplantae; Streptophyta; Bryopsida; Funariales; Funariaceae.
GCAAUGGCCCCGCCUCUGAUCCCCUUGUUGCACUAUCCUCUAAUUCUCAAAUGUGCUCUCGCCGAGCCACAAUUGCGUGCAAGUUCAUGGCCACCGCGAUGAGAGAGCGAGAGAGAGAGAGAGAUUGUAGUAGCAGAAUAUGACCUCUUGGCGAAGCUGGGAUGCAUUGAGCUUGAGUGAACACAGGUAAGAAGAAUGCGGGGCGGCAAUCUCUCUGGCAGUGAAGGUGAGGAAGAUAAGAUUGCUCGCUCGAUAGGAGUUGUGCGUGGAAGAGGAGUAGCUGCGCUGGUUUCAUCAAUUGCGGUGUGAAUGGCUUCCUUCCUGUGUAGGAAAAACGUAGAGUGAGAGAGAGAGGGAGAGAGAGGAACGGGAAGUCGAGGGGAAUUCGUUCUCGGGAUUUGUAGGUAGGAAGGAAGGCAUUUAAAGCUUUCAAGAGAUUGUGUGCGAGCGGAUGAACACGGGCGUGCUCGUAGGAAUCUUUGGUGCAGUCGGAAGAGGAAUUGAGACAUCAGGGAACAAUGGCUUGUGCAAGCGUUACAGGUCACCUUCUGGAGUCGGGCUUGGUGGUGCCUGUGUGCAGGACUCGGAAGCCUUCUUCCUUCUCUCCUCCUAAACCGAAAUUUUUUACUGUUCGACGAUCUCUUGCGAUCAGAGCGAUGUCAGGAAGUCCAGCAGUUUCCCUCAAGGAGAAGGAAGGUACUCCGAAAGGAAGUAUGGGCUCCCUCAUCAGUACUGAUCCUCCGAAGGGGACCCGAGAUUUUCCACCCGAGGACAUGCGCCUGCGUACAUGGCUGUUCAACAAUUUCAGAGAGGUGUCUAGGUUAUUUUCUUUUGAGGAAGUCGACUUCCCAUUAGUAGAGUCUGAAGAACUUUAUACCCGCAAAGCUGGUGAAGAGAUUGUUGGGCAGCUCUAUAAUUUUGAGGACAAAGGUGGGAGAAAGGUGGCGCUACGGCCUGAACUCACACCCUCUUUGGCCCGCCUUGUAUUGCAGAAAGGGAGAGCACAAUCGUACCCUUUGAAGUGGUUUGCUAUCGGCCAGUGCUGGCGGUAUGAGCGUAUGACCCGCGGACGUCGCAGGGAGCACUAUCAAUGGAAUAUGGACAUCAUUGGUGUUCCUGGAGUUGAGGCUGAAGCUGAGCUCUUGUCAGCUAUUGUGACAUUUUUCACAAAAUUGGGCAUCACGUCUAAUGAUGUUGGGAUCAAAGUUUCGAAUAGAAAGGUGCUUCAAGCAGUACUGGAGAAGUUCAACAUCCCGGUUGAUUCCUUUCCGGCCGUGUGUGUGAUUGUUGAUAAGUUGGAGAAACUUCCAAGAGAGGAAAUCGAGGGUGAGCUGGAUAAAGCUGGUGUCCCUAGUAAUGCCGUUGAGGGAAUCUUGAAAGCACUUAGUCUUAAAUCGUUUGAUGAUCUCGAAGCUCUGAUAGGGGCACAGAGUGGUGCAGUGGCAGAGUUGAAGCAACUCUUUGCCUUAGCAGAAGGUUAUGGUAUUCAGGAUUGGCUUCAUUUUGAUGCCUCAGUGGUGAGAGGCUUAGCGUACUACACCGGGACCGUAUUUGAGGGUUUUGACAAGGACAAAAAGUUGAGAGCUAUAUGUGGAGGCGGUCGUUAUGACAGGUUACUUUCCACCUAUGGAGGCCAAGACACACCUGCUUGUGGAUUUGGUUUUGGAGACGCUGUUAUUGUCGAGCUUCUGAAAGAGAAGAAAUUGCUGCCUGUUCUCCCCCAUGUGGUGGAUGACGUUGUGAUGGCUUUGGAAGAUUCAUUAAGAGUACCUGCAGCAGGAGUUGCUGCUCGCUUGCGCAGUAAAGGUCGGGUUGUUGAACUUGUCAUUGAGAAGGGCAAGAAAAUGAAAUGGGUGUUUAAACAUUGUGACACGCUGAAAGCUAAGCGUUUGGUGCUUCUUGGUUCAACCGAGUGGGACCAAGGGAAAGUAAAUGUGAAGGAUUUGGAUGCGCGAGAACAGACAUUGAAGACAGUGGAUGAGCUCAUCGAAAGUACAUAGGUGCCUUUGAGGUAUUCCUUGUUCACCGGCAGAAGUUAUGUACGCUAUCAAAUAGCUAAUACACAUUCUUUGAGAGGCUCGUCCUUUAGUUUAUACCUUCUAAGUAUUACAGUAUUUGGUCUAGAUAUCUCACACAAGACUACCAUUUUUACAUUAUCAAACACAUGGGAAGUAGUAAUUACUGCCCCUUGUGAUGAUUUUCUGUUCCUGUAGCACACAAUGCAGUUGCAGUUCUCAGUAAUUCAACGCUUGCGGCACUUUUUGUUUGAUAAUCAGAGCGGGGCUGGGCUGUAAUCCCCUUCAAAAAUA